AUGAUUUUGUUCAUUCUUACAAACCUGGCUCUAUCUUUGAUGGUACACUUGUAUACGGAAUGGACGGACAUCAUGUCAAAUUUGGACAAAAUGGCCGACGGUUUGCCGCUGUUUGUUUCCCUUGCAAUCGUAACGUAUUUUGCAACUUACAAAAAGGAAUUGUACGAAUUAACAGAAUAUAUGAAUAAGAAUUUCAAAUGGCACUCCUCAGUAGGCCUCACAAACAUGACGAUGCAAGGAAGUUAUAAAACUGCCAAAAAUUUUGCUUAUUUCUACACGGCGUGUACGAUUUUCAGUGUCGCAAUGUAUGUUGUGUUGCCAGUUAUUGGAUACUUAUGGUUUAACCAUCCAUUACAACCGUGGAUAUACAAAGACGUGUCAGGGGUGUUUAUUGUUUUUGUGUUUCUAAGACAAUGCAUAGCGCAAGCAUUCGUAGCUUUAGCGGUCGGACAAUUGGGUGUCUUCUUCGCGUGCAACUCAAUUCUCUUAUGCGGUCAACUAGAUCUGUUAUGUUGUUCUCUCCGCAACGUACGGUACACAGCUCUCAUACAAAAUAAUGUUGCCUACGAGGCUUUAAAUAGACAAGUAUUCAGUAUCUCUGAGGACGAAGAGCAUAACUACACAUAUAACAAAUCGGAGAUGAAAGAGUCUGGAUAUCACUAUGACGAGAUAUCUAUGACAAAGUUUAUGACGAAGCCACCAUAA
Molecule: messenger RNA, 705 nt
Organism: Leptosia nina
Lineage: Eukaryota; Metazoa; Arthropoda; Insecta; Lepidoptera; Pieridae
Source: the annotation of a GenBank genome assembly